CUCAAGGUCGGCUGUGACUUCGGGACAAGAGCUUCAGGUCCUGCAUUCCUGUGCGUGCGCACAGCUGCGCUGCACAAGCCCCCCGGCGGGCAAGUUUUUGGGCGCUUGCGCCAUGGAGGCGAGCGGCGUUCGUCGCCGCGGGCAGUCUUCCGCGACCAUCGCGGAGGAGCAGCCGUCUCCGGCGGUUUCUUCGAAGCCACCUUGGUCCCCGGCCCCGGCUGCGACGAAGGGUUCCCCGUGCCCUUCGCCGUAUCCCUGCUCUGGCGACGGCGACCAGGCGGCGGGACCGCAUAUUCGUAUCUCGUUGUCGGACCCAGGCAUGCUGCAAAGCGUAUGCUGCUGGAUUCCAGGGCUACUGAUCUUCCCGCCCAUGUUGGUUAUCAUCUUCUGCGCCUUCUUCGCUCAGGACGUGAUGAUGUGGAUUGCCGCUGUGCUAUCUGUCUGGACCGUGAUCUACUCAGGGAAUCUCUCUAUCUCAUGCGUGUUGGGGGCGUGGAGGAUGCGCCGCGACGUUGACGUCGACUGGCAGGCCAAGCUAGAGAAGGUGCAGGCUGAGGCUCCAGAGGCCAGCGCCUUCAUGCACGUCGUUUUCCUGCCGAACUACAAGGAGGACGAGGAGAUGAUGCAGCAGACUCUGGAGAACCUCGGGCGCUCUGCCUUGGCCCGCAAGAACAUGCACGUGGUGCUGUGCAUGGAAGACAGGGAGGGCGAGGCUGCGCGUCAAAAGGCCAGGAAUCUGAUCGAUGCGUCACGCCACCUCUUCGCGGACAUCGGCGCUACUUUCCACCCGGCGAACUUGCCAGGCGACGUCGCGGGCAAGUCGUCCAACACCCAGUGGGGCUACCGGCAGGCUUUGCAGAGGUUGGCGCCCCAGCUCAGCAAUCAUGAUGCUUCGAAGGUGUUCCUCACGGUCAGCGACGCAGACACCCUCUUCCAUCCACAGUAUUUCAGCGCAAUGACCUACCAGGGCUUGACCAUGUCAGCCCACGAGCGUGCUUGGUCAAUCUGGCAGUCGCCUAUCUUGCUCUUGCGAAACCUCUUUUCUACGCCAGGCCCCACGCGCUUGUCUGGUUAUGCCACCAUCAUUUUCGAGCUUGCUGGUCUGGCGAACCAGAAGUUCUCUCCACACUUCAGUUACUCGAGCUAUUCCGUCACGCUCGCUAUGGCCUCCCACCGUUUCGUCGACGGCUGGGACAGGGACGUGAUCGCGGAGGACCACCACAUGUUCUGCAAGUGCUAUUUUGCGUCCAUCUGGGAGCAGCUGGACGCCCUGAGGACGGGAAUCGGUCUGCAACCGAGUGCCACGGAGUGCGCGGCAUCUCGCGUUCGGCUGCGGCCCGUGUUCUUGCCGGCGAUCUCGUACCUCGUCGAGUCUGACGGCUGGCUCGCCUCGAUCCACGCCCGUUUCGUGCAGGCGCGGCGGCAUGCCCAGGGUCUGGCUGAGUUGUCAUACAUCUUCCUGCAGCAGGCGCACCUGCUGAUGUCAGGCGGCUCUAGGCACAUCGCUAGCGCCACCCAUGUCAAGACCUGGAACAUCGCUGGGAAGAUGGCCAGCGUGCACAUUCUCGCCAACAUGCAUUCCCUAUCCCUCAUCUUGACGACCAUCCUGCUGGCUGUUCAGACUCUGCGGUGGCUUGUGUCCCAGAGCCCCCAGGAGCUGCUCUCAUUGUGGUCCACUCGCGGCGCCGAGGGAUUGUGGAGCUUGCAGAGCUUCGCAGGCUUGAAGUGGGCCUUGUUUGCGAUCUUCGGUCCAGUCCCACCUUUGAGUAUGCUGAUGUCGACGACGACAUACAUUGUUGUGCGGGACGCGCUGGAGGGCAAGCUUUCGCGUGACCCUGCGCAUCCAAAAGAGUUGCCAAGCCUGCAAGGCUCGGUCGACGGCGGUAUGGGCCGGUUGCAGCAGCUGAAGCUUUAUCUUAUGGUCCAGAACGACUAUUUGAGCGGCGCGUUCAUCACGCUGUUCGCCUAUGGCCUGGUCCCAGCGACGAUGGCCGCAUGGUCGCUGAUGACGAGGGGCACUGGGUUCGAGUACGUCGUGGGUACCAAGCCGAAGGAGACUGCUGCGUGAGGUACCCCGCUCGCGCUGACCUGGCGCCGGAGUCGCAGCUGCGCUGCCUCGAGGCGGCGGCAAGUGCGUGCACACCCCGUGCUUCCUGGUCGGGAACUCGGCGGCGCGCCCAGGCGGGAGAGUCAGGGGGGGCGGGCCCUCUCAGAAGGCGGCGGGUUGCAAUGUGUA
This is a messenger RNA of Prorocentrum cordatum, 2236 nucleotides long. NCBI's taxonomy places the organism in Eukaryota, Dinophyceae, Prorocentrales, Prorocentraceae. The record is from the annotation of a GenBank genome assembly.